Molecule: messenger RNA, 1059 nt
Organism: Penicillium cataractarum
Lineage: Eukaryota; Fungi; Ascomycota; Eurotiomycetes; Eurotiales; Aspergillaceae
Exons: 3
Coding region: 1-1059 (352 amino acids)
Source: RefSeq, a predicted model, not a curated record
AUGACAAUCCGUCGUCGGCUAGAAAGCUUAGUCAAGGAUCGGCAACAGCGUAUUCUUCGGAUGCUUCCUGCUGGUUGUAAGCUAUCUAUCGCGCUUGACUGCUGGACAUCCCCAUUUUCUCAGGCUUUCAUGGCGAUCACUGGCUAUUUUAUCGAUGCGGAUUGGGUCUAUCGGGAGGUACUACUUGAUUUCAAACCUAUUUAUGGGGCGCAUACUGGUACAAACUUGAGUAGUGUUCUUGUGGAAACCCUCGUGAAGCAUAGGAUUGAAGACCGGGUGUUUGGUUUGACUACGGAUAACGCAUCAAACAACAAGACAUUAGUUGAUUCGCUCCAGCAAGCUUUAUCGGAUGGUGUUCUUAUUAUCCGGAUUCCGUGCCUUGUACAUAUUAUCCAGCUCAGCCUUAACCAGCUUCUUGGUCAUAUCAAGGCAGUAAAUGCACAGCACCGGAAGCGAGAGAUCUUCUACACAUUGAAUAAGAUCCGCUAUCUUGCGAUCUACGUGAACGCAAGUUCUCAGCGUCGGGAGACAUUCAGUAAUCUCCAGACUAAGGACACAAAGCUUAUGCCGAUCCAGGAUGUGAAGACUCGGUGGAAUUCAACAUUCCUAAUGCUUCGUCGUGUAAAGCGGCUCUGUGCUAUCUUUACACCCUUCUGCGUCGACUAUCUUCUUUGCAUCACUAAGCCAUUCUUUGACUAUACCACUCAGCUUUCAAAGACUCGAGAUAUCACUGCGCAUUAUGUGUUCAGAGUCUACAACAAACUCUUUGAACAUCUUGAACAGUCAAUGAAGCAGCUCCGGCGAAAGCGUGUCCUAUGGAAAAAAUAUAUGCUUGACGCACUCGAAGCUGGUCGAUUAAAGUUGGAUGAGUGUUACUCUCAGACUGAUAACGUUCGAGGGCAUAUCUAUGCGGUCAAUACAAUGCUUGCGCCUGUCAACAAGUUUCAGUUCUUUCUGACUGAUGAUUGGGAUCAAAAGUGGCGCGAUACUUAUCGUAAAUCCUUUCAAGAAGCUCUCGCUCCAUACCAAGAUCGUCUUUCUAAUACUCAAGGCUCAUAA